Molecule: messenger RNA, 1325 nt
Organism: Caenorhabditis angaria
Lineage: Eukaryota; Metazoa; Nematoda; Chromadorea; Rhabditida; Rhabditidae
Source: the annotation of a GenBank genome assembly
AUGGAGAAACGAUUCGUCGAGGGAUUACUUGUCGAAUACGAUAAUGUUCUGGAGGAAAAUGAGAAUGAAUUGAUAAUAAAUUUUGUAAGUUUUUUGAAAUUAUUGUAAAAUGUUCUAAAGGGCGAAUGAGGACAUUUUGUAAAAUAACAUAAAGGAAAAUUUCUAUGAAUUGAAUGCCGACAAUUUUUAUUUAAAAAAAUAAAUGGGAAAAGCACAAAAGUGAGACUAAUAUUCAUAUUUCAGAAAACUGACUGGGAAUUUCUGAAAUUCAAAAGCUUAUACAAGGACUUUGGCAUAUUGCCAAAAUCGAACUGUAUUAAGAUCGAAAACGUCAACACUGAAAUCGGUGAAGAUGUUAUAAGAACAAAUUUGGAAACAAUGUGUUCUGUUAUAACAAUCGAAAAAUAUGAGAAAUCAGAAUCUGUGGAAUUUCGUGACGAAGGAGAAUGUUGGAAGAUGCUGCAACAUCUAAGCCAAAAUGCAAUAUAUUUAUUUGGGUGAGUUUCUAGAAAUUUGUUUCGAAUCAUACAAAUAGAAAAUGUUUCAGUGAUAAUCUUCUCCCUACCGUUGCCGGUUCUUUCACUGUUCCUCUACGACAUUUGAUCACUUCAACCAACAUCAACACGGCGUAAGAUUUUUCGAAUCAAUUUAAUCUAAUAGAACGAUUCAAGUAGAAAAAAUUAUGUAAGAAGAAUCAUUUUUUGAACUUCGAUUUACCAAAUAUCAAAACCUAUGUUUUUCUACGCAAAAAAAUCUUUGGAUGAAAUAAGAUUUCAAAAAAAGGUAAAAUAUAUUUUCUUGACAUUUGGUGAAUCGAAAUUUGUUGUCUGAAAAUGUUUUUUCAAUUAAUUUUUUUUUGCUUGAAUCACCCCAUAAGAACUUAUGUUUCACAGUUUUUGUAUAAUGGAUUUUUACAGACCUAUUAUUGUCGAAAACGAUACACUUUUGAGACAAUGCACCACGGAGCAGCUUAUAAAGCAAAAAGAAUUUAUGGUCAGCGAAAAACUGAACGCUAUCAAUGCUCAAAACAAACUGAAAAAUGAAAUUGAGUUUCUUAAAAAUGAUUAUGAUUUUAAAAAAUUCAAGUCGGUGUGUUGUUCACGUAAGUUAACUUAUUUUAAACUAAUCUCGAAUUAUCAAUUAUUUUACAGAAAUUGAUCAAAAAAUCGAAAAAUGUGACAAUGAGAAAGCUACAGCUAUGAAGAGAAAAUCGGAGGGUAAGUGUUGGAAUUAAUAUUAAAACUAUUUUAUAUUUUUCAGAAUUGAAAGAAGCGAUUGCAAGUGGACACGAAAAUUCUAAAAUGCCAUAUUUCCAGCAAAGUUGA